This is a messenger RNA of Hyaloscypha bicolor E, 2226 nucleotides long. RefSeq lists its product as uncharacterized. NCBI's taxonomy places the organism in Eukaryota, Fungi, Ascomycota, Leotiomycetes, Helotiales, Hyaloscyphaceae. Gene Ontology annotation, cellular component: membrane. Gene Ontology annotation, molecular function: nucleoside diphosphate phosphatase activity. The coding region runs from base 1 to 2226 and encodes 741 amino acids. Gene Ontology annotation, biological process: nucleoside diphosphate catabolic process. The transcript is spliced from 3 exons. The record is from RefSeq and is a predicted model, not a curated record.
AUGUCUCUUGAUGCUGCCGAAUUGGGCCCUUUCUCUUCCACUGACGAGAAAAUGUCUGAUGGCGAAACUUGCUCGGCCAGGAUACUGAGGACGCCAGGAGAUAACAAAAGGCGAUGGGGCGUGAUCCUGGACGCGGGUUCGUCAGGGACUCGAGUCCACGUCUACAAAUGGCUCAAUCCAGCCAAGGCAAGAGAGGAUGCCGAUACCGAGCAUCUACACCGUCUGCCGAAGCUGAAAACCAAGCCCGAAUAUACACACAAGAUCAGGCCAGGUGUAUCGACGUUCGGUGACAACCCAGCGGACGUCGGCCCAGAACAUCUUCAGGAAUUGCUCGACCAUGCCUUGGAGAUUGUGCCCGCGAAUCAGGUCAAGGAUACACCGAUAUUUCUGAUGGCAACAGCAGGUGUUCGAUUACUGGAACCGUUAAAACAAAAAGCUCUUCUCGGCGAGAUUUGUUCCUACGCUCAAAGGCAUACAGACUUCUCCUUACCCGAUUGCGACCUCCAUAUUCAAGUCAUCCCAGGAGACACAGAGGGUUUAUAUGGAUGGAUAGCGGCAAAUUAUUUAUUAGGAGGGUUCGAUAGCCCCCAAGCACACCAACACGGCAAGGGCCAUCACACAUAUGGUUUCCUUGAUAUGGGAGGGGCAUCAGCACAAAUUGCUUUUGCACCGAACAGCACCGAAGCCAAAAAGCAUGCCAAUGAUCUCAAGUUACUCCGAAUGCGAACAAUUAACGGAAACGCCGUGGAAUACAAGGUAUUUACAACGACUUGGCUAGGAUUCGGAGUCAACCAAGCAAGGGAACGAUACGUCGAGGCAUUACAGGCCGAGCAUUACACGACCCCCCACGAGUUGCUAGAUCCGUGUCUACCCACAGGACUAAGGACAACGUUGGCUGGGGAAGUCGUAGAAGGUGAAAGCCCAGAUACCACUAUCCUGGGGCUUGGACAAUUUGACAAGUGCCUCGCUAGAGCAUAUCCAUUAUUGGGCAAAGAUUCUCCUUGUGAAGAUGAGCCUUGUUUACUACAUGGGCAACACGUACCGGCGAUCGAUUUCGAAGUCAACCAUUUUGUUGGAGUUUCGGAAUAUUGGCAUACAACACAUGAAGUGUUCGAAAUGGCACAUAAAGACAAAGCGUACGAUUGGGCAACUUACCAACGUAUGGUGAAGGAUUUCUGUAGUGAAGAAUGGGACGACAUCAAGGCCAAUGUUGCAGCAAAGAAAUGGGGCAAGAAAGUGGAUGAGAAGACAGCACAAGAGGUUUGUUUCAAGGCCGCAUGGUUAAUCGACAUUUUACAUGACGGAAUUGGGAUACCCCGUGUUGGAAUCGAAAAGAGCGCUGCUGGAAUCAGCUACAACCGCACGAAAGAAAUAGGCGCGCACGCCAAAGACAAAGGAUUCCUCGACCCCUUCCAAGCCGUCAACAAAAUCGACGACAUGGAAGUCUCCUGGACGUUAGGGAAAAUGGUCCUCUACGCAGCAGGUCAGAUCCCCCCUUCGGGUGAAAAUCUGCCCGUCGGGUUUGGCCCAAAUCUAGGCCUAGGACCCUUCCAAGAAGCCGGCUCCAACUACAACCCCGUCCCCAUCGGCGACGACGACGAAUCUUGGUCCGAAGUCGCCGAGGACAUGGCCGAGAAAGCACACUCGAGAUCAACACCAGGCUUCCUCCUAUUCAUGUUCACGCUCAUCUUCCUCUUCUACAUUUUCCGGAAACGAGAGCGGCGCCUAAGACUCUACAGAGGCAUCAACGCCACGUUCCGUCGCUCUCGCCGUCCUGGGUCGCCUCGCAAAGGAGGACGCGGAUUUUUCUCUUCUAGUAAACUGUUCGGUAGGAGUUCAGGGAAUUAUGAACGGGUACUUGAAGACGGGAUGCAAGCUCAAGAUUUCGAGCUGGCGGAAGCGGAUUCGAGCGAUGAUAACGAACACUCCGAUUCCAGCGAGGGGUCCCGAAUUGGGAGAACAUCUGGCUUGGCGACGCCGAAAAUGAAUGUUGUUAACUUUGACUCGGCGAGUUACUUUGACGGUAGUUCGCAGAUGGCAGCUCAGAGUGUGGGGCUGGGACUUGGCAUGCAUCAGGGCGGCUUGAGUGCUAUGGAUAGGAGCGGAUUGGUGGUCCGGACGGAGAGCCGAGAGAGGCUGCAGAUGCUGGGUGCAGGACGGAGGAGUAGAGCGGGCAGUCCGACGAGGAUGAAAAGCCCGCUUAUGACGCCUUUGGAGGAGGUUUAA